Messenger RNA from Pseudoliparis swirei, 3898 nucleotides. Its product is annotated as RNA exonuclease 1 homolog. The record is from RefSeq and is a predicted model, not a curated record. Gene Ontology annotation, cellular component: nucleus. Lineage: Eukaryota; Metazoa; Chordata; Actinopteri; Perciformes; Liparidae. The transcript has 16 exons. Bases 1 to 3501 code for a protein of 1166 amino acids. Gene Ontology annotation, molecular function: exonuclease activity; nucleic acid binding.
AUGUUUUCCUCGUCUGGUCUGUUUGAUGGCAUAAAUUGUCCUUUUUUUAAACGUGGGCUCUGCGAGCGGCCUUACUGUUUGUACAAACAUGCCACGGAGUCGUCGCGGGACGCGUUUGGUGCCUCGUGUCAUUCGUCGAUGGUAAACUUUGCAGGAGAGCAAACUGGUUAUCCAUCAACCGAUGAGACCAAAGAUGACUCCCUCCAGGAGCUGGAGCGAAUCAACAAGGAGAUCGAAACCGUGAGGCAUGAGGUGGAACAGGAGCAGAGGCGACUGUCCCGCUACCAGACCGUAUUGGCAGACAGCGUCAAAACUGAACCAAAUUAUUCUGUUUCCAAGUCCGAGACUGGGGCUAGAAAUGUAGACGGAGGCAUUUAUGGGCUGUCGUCACGCGCAGACUCUACCAGAACGUACUCCCGAUCCAGGAAGUACGUGGUUGACAACUCAAAACCAAGGACUGAUUUGGAGUACGAUCCCCUGUCCAACUUUUCUGCCGGUUUGCGAUCCGGCAGCUCAUCGGGUAAAGAGCCAAAAGGGAAACAUGGGCCAGGUUUGAAAAGGUCACGGAACGCCGCACCGUGCGACCAAAAGAAGCCCGUCGCACAUCAGUCUCAGCUUUCCCAGUCGCCAUCCCCAGAGCCACUCGAUGACUCAAAUGAAGACAGUGUCCUGAUUAUUGACAUUCCUCCCUCGCCCGACAGAAAGAGAGCGAAAGCUCAGAAUCCGGUUGAUUUCCAGGAUGAAGUGGAGAAGGUCGAGACGGAGCCCGUUUUACUUCUAGAUACAUCAACAUUUGAGAAAAAAAGAGAAAACAAUCAUGGUCUGUUUAAUUAUGAAAACAAAUUGUUUGAACAUGUACCCGUUGAUGAGAGUGCAGUUAAUUUAGCGGCCUAUCUGGAAGACGUGCAAAGUGAAAAUCAGAAAAUUAAUCAAUUUCGUGCUGAAAAGGUAUUUGAGCAAAGUCCGGCAAGUCCUGCCACCACAGGCCCGCAAGAUCACAACGGCAACAAUCGGUUGGUGGAAAAGGACAAACUCUCUUUUCAGGUUGACUUUCCCCAGUGUGAGCUGCCCCCUAGUGGUGGGGAAAUGAAUCCAUAUCAUUUCCCAACAAGAAAUUCCCUAUUUUAUGACGCUCCAGAUGCUACCUCAAACUCGCCAUGCGGGCAACAUGCCGAGCAGGUCCAGACCGCAGAGCAGCCGGCUCAGGACCGGGUUAGCAGUCCGUGGUCUUCAGCGCUGCCACAGAGCCAGAAUACGUCGAGCAAAAUGCACGGAUGGUUUCCGGGUCCAGCUGCUGCGCCUGAAAGCUACCCGGUGCCAGCAGAACCACUUUCACUCCAUUCAUCUGCGUCGAGUUUGGCAAUCCCAUCUGAAUUAUCAUCCGCAUCCACUGGGCAGCUUUUUGUGAUGGAAGACGCCGAUGAAGAAUUUAUAGUCAUUCAGUCCAGCUCUGAUGAAGAGGAGCUCAACUAUUCUGAGCUGUCUGACAGUGAUCCGAUGGAGGAGUGCUACAGGAUCUUCAUGGAGGCGAAUGAGGAGAAGGGGAAUGAGGAGCAGCCUGACGUGUCGGUUGGCACUGUGGAUGUGGAGAAGCCAAAGUUUAACGUCAAACCCCAAGCAUUGCCGGGAAAGAAGAGGGUGGCUCAUGAUGCCAAACACACAGAGCAGCCCUUGGUGAAGAGCAGACCUCAGCCCCAGGUGCUGGUUCCCCUGCGUGCGCCAGCAGUGUCAGGGUUUUCCUCCCAGCCCUCCACCACCUCCAAGAUCCAGCAGGCGCAGCAGAGAGCCUCCAUGCUGACCGCUUCAGUCAAAGCUGGUCAGGCCUUCGUUUCCUCUGCUUGUCAGAGGAAGCCAGAGAGCCAGAGUGCAUCUUUUGCUUUAGCUCAGACCCCUGAGAACCUGCAGCCUGCUCCCGUACAACAUGCUCACAUGAACUACAUCACUUUGGGCACUGCCGUGAUCGGGGCGGACAACAACUUGCACUUGAUCCUCCCAGAGGGCAUCUUCCCUCUGGCCGGCACGUCCGGCUCCAGCCAAGUGACUUCAGUGCUCACCCCGAUCAGCCAAGUGCAUCCGAACACUGUCUCUGUGAGACAGAUGUACCAUCCGGCUGCAGUCAUCCCUCUGCAGAGAUACCGCACCACAGCCCCGAUGCUCAUUCCUGCGCCGGCACGUAAGCCUUCGCUGGCCUCGGCCUUCGCGUUGUCGCAUUCGAGUCCGGCUGCUUUCGCCGCGCCUCAAGCUGCCGUCUACACCGCUGUGAAGGCUGUGGCGACUAAACGUAGACUGAAGCAGAGCGAGGCCGCCAAGGAGAAAGUGCCACAUGAAAUCCGACAGCGUUACGUCAACAUGUUCACGGAGGAGUUCCUCAAGACCACGGAGAACGUGAACGAUGCUUUUGAAAAGGCCCUCGCUGAAGAGAAGGCCGUGUACAAUCGCAGUGUGAACAAGCUCAAGUAUCUGAGUGUUGCCGUGAACGCUCUGAAGAGGCUGAAGAACCAAAGUGUCCUGACGGCCAAGGAUGAUGAAAAUGAAGUAAAAAGCCAAAGAUCCAAAGGAAACAUAUCACUUGAUCCUGAGUUUAAAGGAAACGAUGAUGUGGCGUUAUAUGAGAUUUUGAGGGACUAUGUUCUGACUGAGGAGAAGCUGGUUGAGAGCAACUAUCCUGUCCAGCACCCGGAGAAACCCGGUUCUUGUGUUCUUUUUAUUGACAUUAAGAAAGGCAGUGCAGACCCCCUCAAGAGGAUCUGCUGUCGCUGUGGAUCCACGUACUCCGUGAACCAAAUGGGCAAACACAUUCGUAAGGAGGAGUGUAAUUAUCACUAUGGGAAAGGGGUCACAGAAAAAGUGCCAGGUGGAGUGGAGACGCGCUACAGCUGCUGUGAGGGAGUCAUGGGAGCUCCUGGAUGUCAAGUGUUUCAGGUGCAUGUCCAUGAUUCCAUCAGCCUGGAUGGGUUUGUGUCCACCGUUCCCAGACAACCCUCAGAUGCCAGCUGUCCUGGGGUCUACUCUUUGGAUUGUGAAAUGUGUUAUACCAUUCAUGGUCUGGAGCUGUCGAGAGUGACUGUUGUCAACUCCAGUGUGCAAGUCGUCUAUGACACCUUCAUCCGACCCGAUAAUGAGGUCAUUGACUAUAACACCAGGUUUUCAGGCAUCGGUGAGGAAGAUGUGAAAGGUAACCGCACCUCCCUCAGAGAGGUGCAGGAGACCUUGUUGAGCUUCGUCAGCGCUGACACCAUCCUGAUUGGACACGGCCUGGAAACAGACCUCUGUGCCCUGAAGUUGCUCCACGGGACAGUGAUAGACACCUCGGUGGUGUUCCCCCACCGUCUGGGCCUCCCUCACAAGCUGACCCUCAACAACCUCACGGCUGAAUACCUCAGGAGGAUCAUCCAAGAGAGUGUUUGUGGCCAUGACACUGAGGACGAUGCUGCUGCCUGCAUGGAGCUUAUGUUAUGGAAAGUCAAAGAAGAAGGAAAAAUGAAGAAAACAUGGAUGUAAAUGCAGACAUAAAAAAAAAAAGCAUUAUUAUUGCUAUUGUGUAUAUUUGAAUGUCGCAUCUAUUUGUGUUCUGAUGAUGUGGGAGGGCUGUUUAUUCUUUUGUUUGUUUACACCACUUACAUUUGAGUUUACAGUGAUAGUUGUAUAUUAAGUUUUGAUUUGCAGCCUUAGUCCAUACAUAUUUGUCUGACAGGGUUGGGUGUUGUCAGUAUAUCCAAGUAAAGGCACAUAAUGAAACCCCUUCUGCGUGUUUUUGUUUACAAAGUUACACCUGCGAAUAAAGUCAUUUAAUAGUUAAUUGUCCUCAAUUAGAUCACAGCUGUCUGCAAUUAGUAGUGAUUUGAUAAGAGCUGAUUAGCGCGUGCAUAUUCAAACACUAAUAAAUGGAAUUUGUGCA